Molecule: messenger RNA, 1662 nt
Organism: Bufo bufo (common toad)
Lineage: Eukaryota; Metazoa; Chordata; Amphibia; Anura; Bufonidae
Product: E3 SUMO-protein ligase ZBED1-like
Exons: 1
Coding region: 1-1662 (553 amino acids)
Molecular function (GO): protein dimerization activity
Source: RefSeq, a predicted model, not a curated record
AUGGACAGCUAUGUGUGGACAGCUGCAUCACGUUCAACUGAAGCAGCUGAGCUUACAGACAGCAUCCUGAACAUGAUUGUCACAGACAUGCGCCCGCUAUCUAUGGUGGAGGAUGAAGGUUUUCAGAGGAUGAUUUCCACUUUCAAUCCAAGAUACACUCUUCCUUCCAGAACCUAUUUCAUGAAAAUUAUGGAGAAAAAGUAUGAAGACAUCAAAGGCAAGUUGACGAACACUCUUAAGGAGACUGACAGCAUUGCACUUACAACUGACAUUUGGACGAGCGUUGCUACAGAAGCUUAUCUGGGGGUGACGUGUCAUUUUCUUGGGAAGGAUUGGGAAAUGGAGUCCUACAGCCUGACUACGAUACCCCUUGAAGAAAGGCACACAGCGGCAAAUAUUGCAGAGUGGCUUGAGGAUGUUAUUGUUAUAUUUGGCAUUCCAGCAAAGAAAGUCAAAGCUGUUGUCCAUGACAAUGGUGCUAAUGUUGUAGCAGCAAUGAAGAUUUUACAAGAAAAACAUGGAUGGGCAUCGGUGCGAUGUGCAGGUCACACCCUGAACUUAGUUGUGCAAAGCGCUCUGAAGAACCACCAAGCUAUCUCUAAGUGUGUGGCUUGUGUAAGAUGCCUUGUUGAGCAUUUUAAGAAGAGUGAGUUGGCAUGUACAAAACUAAAGGAGAAGCAACAGCAGAUGGGCACGCCACAACAUAUGCUGGUGCAUGAUGUAAGUACACGCUGGAAUAGCACUUAUCACAUGAUAGCAAGAUUGCUGGAACAAAGAUGGCCGGUGACUGCUGCUCUCUCAGACCCAGAAGUGACUCCAAGAGGAAAACACCACUACCUUGAUCUGAAGCCUGAACAGUGGAGCCUGAUUGAGGAGCUAACCCAGGCACUUGAGCCAUUUGAAGGAGCUACAGUAUUUCUGAGUGGGCAGAACUAUGUUACCCUCUCUGCACUUCCACAGCUAGUGCAGAACUUAAAGAAGUCCAUACAGAGUUUAGCUUUUGAGACUGCACCAUUAAUGUCAUACCAGGCUCAUGCAGUACAACAGAUAACAACAAGAUGGCAAGAACUGUCUACGUUUCAACCUGACUCGUCUUCAAACACUGCCCUAAUUGCCGCUGCUCUGGAUCCCAGAUUUAAGAAACUUAAAUUCUUGUCUGCAGAUGAGUCAUUCAAGGUCCAAAGCACAGUACAGACCAUGGCAAUUGUUGCCAAAAACGAAAUGACACGGUCCAGUGAACAUGAUGAAGCUUCUUCUAGAAGAGGACAAGAAGAUAACCCUGCUGCAGCAAAGCCCAAGGAUCAUGCAGCGAUAUCAUUCCUCCAGAACAUACUGGGAUCAUCAGAGUCCAGCUCCAGUGAUGAAGAGGAUAAAGAGCAGCAGUUAAGUCAAUCUGUGCAGAAGGAGGUCUUGAUGUACUUUGGAGAACAUCCCAUAUCCAAGAAAGAGAAUCCGUUGUCAUGGUGGAAAACAGAUGAAACACGCUAUCCAGUACUAGCAAAGCUGGCAAAGUCCUUUCUGUGUAUUCCAGCAACAUCCACGCCAUCAGAACGACUGUUUUCUGCAGCAGGAAACAUAGUAUCAAAGCGCAGGGCCAGCCUCAGUUCUGAGCAUGUGGAUAUGCUCACUUUUCUCCAUAGUAACCGCCAAAUGAUCCUUUAG